This is a messenger RNA of Solanum tuberosum (potato), 1668 nucleotides long. Its product is annotated as aspartic proteinase-like protein 1. Gene Ontology annotation, molecular function: aspartic-type endopeptidase activity. Bases 196 to 1422 code for a protein of 408 amino acids. The record is from RefSeq and is a predicted model, not a curated record. NCBI's taxonomy places the organism in Eukaryota, Viridiplantae, Streptophyta, Magnoliopsida, Solanales, Solanaceae. Gene Ontology annotation, biological process: proteolysis. The transcript is spliced from 7 exons.
UUUCACCGAAGAGUGGUGCUUGUCGGAAAAAUAAAAGAAAAGUAAAAUCUAGAAUGGAGAUAUGACUUUUCUCGUCAAUGAACAGUGAACACUCCCCCAUUAGUCGCCCAGUUUCGUUACACUUUUUGAAAGCCUCGGAUUCUCUAUUUCUCUUCACACCUAACAAAAAUCUCGACCCUCUAGGGCUUUGCUUCAAUGACGAUUUCUCUUACGGCAGUUGUACUACUGAUGACGGCGGUGUUGAUGCUUUCCGUUGAGCUUGCCGCCGGAUAUACAUUCUCGUCGAGGUUGAUUCACGGGUUCUCAGAUGAAGCGGUGUCGUUUUGGGCAUCUAAAGGGAAGAGUAUGACGUGGCCGAAGCGCGAGAGUGUGGAGCAUAUGAGGUUGCUACUUAGUAAUGAUUGGAAGCGACAGAGACUGAAGCUUGGUUCGCAGAAGCAGCUUCUGUUUCCAUCUGAAGGAAGUGAAACUCAUUUCUAUGGAAAUGACUUGAGUUGGCUGCAUUAUGUGUGGAUUGACAUAGGGACACCAAAUGCAUCAUUUCUUGUCGCGUUGGAUGCUGGAAGUGAUCUGCUCUGGCUCCCUUGCAAUUGUGUACAAUGCGCUCCAUUGUCUUCAAGCUACUACUCAAUGUUGGAUAAAGAUCUGAAUGAGUAUAGCCCAGCACGAUCAAGCAGUAGCAAGCAUCUAUCUUGCAGCCAUCAAUUAUGUGAACUGGGUCCUAACUGCCGGAGUCCAAAGGAACACUGCCCUUAUACUGUUAACUACUAUUCUGAAAAUACAUCAAGUUCGGGUUUUCUUUUUGAGGACCAAUUGCAUUUGACUUCAGUUGGUGGACAUGAACAUCAAGGUUCUGUGCUAGCUCCUAUUGUUAUAGGCUGUGGUAGCAAACAAAGUGGCAAUUAUUUGAGUGGAGCUGCUCCAGAUGGGUUGAUGGGAUUAGGGCCAGGAGAAAUUUCUGUUCCAAGUUUGCUGGCGAAGUCUGGAUUUGUUCCACACUCAUUCUCAUUGUGUUUUGGAAAGAGCAAUUCUGGCACAAUUUUCUUUGGUGAUAAAGGGCCUGAAAAUCAAAGACGAAGUUCAUUUGUAUCUUUGGAUGGAAAUUACAAUACCUAUGUUGUUGAAGUUCAACAUUAUUGUGUUGGGGGUACCUGUCCAAAGCAAAGUGGAUUUCAAGCCUUAGUUGAUAGUGGGUCUUCCUUCACUUUUCUCCCUUCUGAAAUCUUUACAAAAGUAGUAACUGAGUUUGAAAAGCAAAUGAACGCUACAAGGUUAGCUAUAGAAGAUUUUCCUUGCUGCUAUAAGGCUAGUUCACAAGGUUUACUGAAUAUUCCUAGCAUGAAACUUUUGUUAGCUGCUAAUCAGAGCUUUGUAAUUCAGAACCCCAUGUUUACCAUCUCCAGUGGUCAGGUCAGUAUCUGAAUCUCUUUGCUUUGUCAUCAUCCUGCAAAUUAAUCUUUUUUCUUGAGGCAUGGAAGAUUUAGCUGCAAGAUAUUUUUCUUUGAAUGAGCUGGUAACAUGCGAUGCAUAUGCAUGCAAACUCACUUGCAUUUAUAUGAAGAAGUUAGUGCACCCAAAAUGCAGAAACUGACUCAGGUCUUAAUCUGAAAUUAAUACUAUCUGUACCUUUAUCUGUCAAUUUGAGUACUUCCUACUUUUCUUUUUCAG